AUGUCCCCGGUCCUGUUCAACCUGUACAUGGACGAUCUGAACAAGCAGCUCACACAGACCCAAGUCGGAUGCUCCAUGCACGGGACCAUGGUAAACAAUAUCUGUUACGCGGACGACAUGGUCCUGCUGGCCCCCUCCAUCUCCGCGAUGCGCGAGCUUCUGUCGGUGUGUGAGAAGUAUGCAGACGAUCACAAUAUGCAGUACAACGCGGACAAAUCGGAGUAUAUGAUCUUCCAGUCAGAGAACACACCUACAACUGAUCUCCCAUUAAUACUGAAAGGAGAAACAUUACGGCGGGCUGAAGAAGUGAAAUAUCUAGGCCACAUUAUUAAUUCUAGACUUUCAGAUGAUGCCGACAUUGAACGCCAACGAAGAGCCGUGACGGUGCGUGCUAACAUGCUGGCGCGGCGCUUCCAGCGCUGCAGCGGGGAGGUGAAGCGCCAGCUGUUCCUCACGUACUGCACCAGCGUGUACACGGUGGAGCUGUGGAGCUCGCACACGGUGGAGGCGAUGCGGCGCAUGCGCAUGCAGUACAACCACGCGUGGCGCGCGCUGUUCCGCCUGCCGUACCACUGCAGCGCCAGCGGCAUGUUCUCUGCGGGGCGCGCGCCGGGCUGGGCCGCGCUGCUGCGCCGGCGCUCUGCGUCCACGCGCGCCGUCAUCUUCGCGUCCGACAACCCCAUACUGUGCGCGGUCCGCCAGUGGCCGGAGAGCCCACUACACGAUACAUGGAGGAAAUAA
Messenger RNA from Plutella xylostella (diamondback moth), 741 nucleotides. RefSeq lists its product as uncharacterized. The record is from RefSeq and is a predicted model, not a curated record. NCBI's taxonomy places the organism in Eukaryota, Metazoa, Arthropoda, Insecta, Lepidoptera, Plutellidae.